Colletotrichum tamarilloi is the source of this 1788-nucleotide messenger RNA. Its product is annotated as major facilitator superfamily transporter. NCBI's taxonomy places the organism in Eukaryota, Fungi, Ascomycota, Sordariomycetes, Glomerellales, Glomerellaceae. Gene Ontology annotation, cellular component: membrane. The coding region runs from base 1 to 1788 and encodes 595 amino acids. Gene Ontology annotation, molecular function: transmembrane transporter activity. Gene Ontology annotation, biological process: transmembrane transport. The transcript has 4 exons. The record is from RefSeq and is a predicted model, not a curated record.
AUGCUGCGCUCCAUCAUCCGGCGCCUGGCGUCGGAUCAGCCCGAGUCCGUCAACGACUAUAUCGGCGUCGUGGUACCGCUCGAAGAAGCCCACCUGCAUAGUCACUCGGCCCGGACUGGCAAAUGCGAAUUCGAGGAACGACCGAGUGAGGACGAGGACGAGGACGGAGAGGAUGACGGCAAGGACCAGAGUGAGAGCGCGGGGAUGCUGGAGAUGAGCGCCGCCGAGUAUACCAUCGAGGGUCUCAGAAAAGAGGUUAGGAGAGGUGGGCAAGGACGAUGGACUGAGUAUGAGUUGAAAUCGAAGCUCAUCAACAAGGCGAUUCAGGAUAUUGGCAUGGGGCGGUAUAACUGGCAGCUCUUUGUCCUUUGUGGAUUUGGCUGGUUCGCAGAUAAUUUGUGGAUGCACGGUGUUGCACUCACGCUCCCUUCUCUGUCCGCGGAGUUUGGCAUCUCAGAACAGCGUGUGCGCUACACGACGUCGUCAAUAUUUCUUGGACUCUGCUUUGGGUCCUUCAUCUGGGGCAUCGGCUCUGAUGUCUUGGGUCGUCGCAUCGCCUUCAACCUCACGCUUCUCAUCACGGGCGUCUUUGGCAUUUUGUUGGCCUUCGCACCGACAUGGGGCUGGGUGAACUUCCUCUUUGCAGCCCUCGGUUUUGGCGUCGGCGGAAAUCUGCCAGUGGAUGGAGCACUGUUCCUCGAAUUCUUGCCGGACGCAUCGAGCAGUCUACUGACGUUGCUGUCGGUGUGGUGGCCGGUCGGGCAGCUGUCUUCGUCGCUGGCGGCGUGGUAUUUCAUUGCCAACUGGCCUCCCGAACAGGGAUGGCGGAGAUUCGUUUUGACUAUUGGGCUGAUUACAUUCAUCAUGUUUGUUGUUCGGUUCUUCGUAUUCCGUUUGUUCGAAUCUCCAAAAUUCUUGCUCUCGAAGGGGCGCCAGUCGGAAGCUAUUGCCGUCGUACAUGGCAUCGCCUUUCGCAACGGUGCGAAGACUUGGUUGACCGAGGAGGUCCUGGAUGCAGUAGUCGAUGGCGUGGCAGACGAGGAUGAAGACCAUUCAAGGGCUGGCCGCUCAGGAGUGUUCCGCGGGUCCGGCGUCGCCGCAAACGCUCUCCGCGAGAGAAUGAAGGCGUUUUCCGCAGACCGACUUCGGCCACUCUUCAAGACUCGGACCCUCGGCCUUGCCACUGUGGUGGUCUGGUUCGUUUGGGCGACAAUUGGCAUGGGCUAUCCCCUCUUCAACGCCUUCCUCCCGCAGUACCUCUCCCAUGGCGGUGCUGCCCCUCCGCCCGAGGACUCCCCAGAUGCAGGAGCGACACCAAUCACGCCAGACACAUAUCGAACCUACGCAAUCACCUCCGCCGUAGGGGUGCCAGGCAGCCUGUUGGCAGCCUACCUAGUCGACCAGAAGUCCCCUUGGCUCGGGCGCCGCGGCACGCUCGCCUGCUCGUCUUUUGUCUCGGCCGUCUUCCUCUUCAUGUUUGUCAAAUUCGGCACCUCCCCCGCUUCUCAGCUCUUCUUCUCCUGCGUCGAGGCUUUCUCCCAGAAUAUCAUGUACGGCGUGUUGUACGCCUUCACGCCGGAGAUCUUCCCCGCGCCAGUACGCGGGGCCGGAACCGGCGUGGCGAGCUUCUUGAACAGGGCCAUGGGGCUUUUGGCGCCGUUGUUGGCGGCGAAUAUGCCCGGGGAUGGGGUCACGACGCCGAUUUAUCUGUCUGGGGCGUUGAUUUUGGCGGCGUUUGUCGGAAUGUGUCUGAUUCCCAUCGAGACGAGGGGUCGGCAGAGGUUGUGA